Molecule: messenger RNA, 1311 nt
Organism: Mesocestoides corti
Lineage: Eukaryota; Metazoa; Platyhelminthes; Cestoda; Cyclophyllidea; Mesocestoididae
Source: the annotation of a GenBank genome assembly
AUGACUGAAAUGCAUGUUCGACCGGAUCUGCCGACGAUUAGCUUCGUUGGACUUCCACCUGGAGCUGAACCCGGUUUCAACCAAAAUGUCCUAUCGCACGGUACAUCAGGUGUUCUUGAGGAAUAUGAAAUAGUAACCCCAAGUGGUAUUCCUCUCCGUGUCUAUCGUCAGCCAUCAGACUCAAAGUCUGCUAUUUUGACCUACCAUGAUAUCGGCACUAAUCACACCUCCUUCUUCGGAUUCUUCUCCUAUCCAGAAAUGCGAGUGAUUUCUCAGCACUUCACAAUCUAUCAUGUUUGCGCCCCUGGACACCACGAAGGUGAAGAGCCCCUAAUUCCAAACUCGGCGGCAGACGCUGAGACGGCGCUGCUCCCCGCCGACCAAAUGCCCGCCGCAGCAUCUGGUCGUCACAGAGGCAGCACCGGAAGUGGUUCGUUCAGCGUUUUCGGGCGACAGAGCGUCUACCAAAACGUUGCUGAGGAGUCCACUUCCCCGACAAGUCAGAUCAACCAAUAUCCAACAAUGGACGAGUUGGCGGAAAUGCUCACCUCUGUUGUUGACUACUUCAAGUUGAAGUGCUUCGUCGGAUUCGGAAUGGGAGCUGGGUCCAACGUGCUUGCGCGUUUUGCCCUUCACCACCCAGAGAAAGUAUCGGCCCUUUUCCUGAUAAACCCCAACGGCACCACCCACGGCUACUACGAGUGGUUCCGCAAUCGUUGGUCCGAUCUGCCCAGUCUCCAACGCGGGAUUUUCACAGACAACUUGCUCGAUCAACUCGAAGCUCAUUGGUUCGGAUUUGGCUGCUGCCAAAACGAGGAUUUGGUGGCCUUCUACAAUCAGCUGGCCCGCAGCCUGAAUCCGGUCAAUCUGGCGGGCUACAUCGACGCCUACAUCAACCGCACCGACCUCGGUCUAGUCCGCUCUCCGGAUCCACCUGGCGUGGUCAAACAACGCGAGAGCGAAGCUGGACCUGAUGCGGCAGGACCACCGACGGAAAUCAAGGUUGACUGUUGCCUGGUUACGGGUUCACUGGCACAGGACCUGUCGCGGGCCCUGGCGGAUCUCAACGGACGCAUGAAUCCCCGCACGACGCAAUUCCUGCUGGUGCCCGAUUGCAAUGGUUUUCUAAUGGAAGAGGAUCCGGAUAAGCUAGCGUUGGACUUCUUUCAUUUCUUGCGCAACGUGGGAUUUCUGAUAAUGAUGACCCCUGAGAAGUUGCGCAAGGAGGCGGCGGCCUUGCAGAAGGCGACAGCGGAGGUGGCUCACCAGUACCUGCCGAGUUCGGCGUUCAAGGUGGAGCAGGAGGCCUAA